AUGAGACGUGGAAAGCAGAAUGUCCAGGGAAAUAUCUGCAUUGGAGACAUCCUCACGAUUGGUCCAGAAGUCACAGUGCAGGUCAGUCUUCCACGACAACCCUGUUUCAAACUCAACCACCGCUUCGAAGUCAAGGAUAUGGCGUGGCAGUCUCAGAUGAAGAGCAGGACAGGCUGGUACUAUCGGGUCUUGAAGGAGGGCUACAUUUCACCGGGCGACGAAAUCAAACUUGUCGAGAGACUGAACCCGAAGUGGACGGUGGCCGCAGUUCAACACUACUUGUACCGGGAAAUGAAAAAUUUUGAGGUCAUGGCCGAAUUGAAUCAGGACGAACGAAUGUUCGGUGACGACUCUGUCACUCUGGAGGCCUGGUCGGACUACAAGCUGGUGCAGGAGCUUCGACAGACCCCUCGAAUCUGUUCGUUCGUUUUCGAGGUUGUCGGAGAGCAGUCUCAAACGACGAGUCUCAAAGUUGAACCUGGAUCUCAUGUGCGCUUGAAGUUGGGAGACAAGGGUGACCUGAUCCGAGCAUACUCGGUUGUUGGUGGCACCAAGGACCGCUUCGAGCUGGGCGUGGCUCUUGCAGACGAGUCCCGUGGCGGAUCUCUAUAUCUGCAUAAAAAUGCCAAAGUGGGAGAGGUAUUCUCAGUAGGGAAGAUUGCCACCAGCUUCCCAUUUGCGCCAGAGGCGGACGAACAUAUUUUGAUCGCUGGUGGAACCGGAAUCACAGCCUUCCUUCCCACUGCGGAAAAAUUGAAGGAAUCGGGGGAGAAUUUCACGUUGCAUCUGGCCGUCCGCUCGACCCAUAAGGUACCCUUCAGGGAGAGACUAUCGAAGCUCGGCAAGAGCCUCGUAAUCUAUGACAAAGAAAGGGGACGGCGGCUGGACCUCGCCCGUAUCAUGUGCAGAGUGACCACCAACCCACACGUGUAUUGCUGCGGGUCUCCCAGAUUGAUGGACGACGUUGCCGCAACUGCGAAGCGAUAUGGGCUGGCAGAAGAACAGAUUCACUUUGAGGCUUUCGCAGUCACGACCUCAGGCGAUCCUUUCACCGCGGCGCUCCUGACGAGCCAAAAGACAAUCCAAGUGCCGGCAAGACGGAGCCUUCUGGAAGCACUGAGGGAGGCGGGCAUCGACGUACCGUCAUCGUGUGAAGCUGGAAGCUGUGGCACUUGUCGUGUCCAAGUUGCAAAGGGACGCAUUGACCAUCGUGGAACCGGCUUGUUGGAAUCGGAUAAGGCCUCAGCAAUGCUAGCCUGCUCUUCUAGAGGCAUUGGACAUAUAGAACUAGAGCUUUGA
Messenger RNA from Cladophialophora yegresii CBS 114405, 1299 nucleotides. RefSeq lists its product as uncharacterized. NCBI's taxonomy places the organism in Eukaryota, Fungi, Ascomycota, Eurotiomycetes, Chaetothyriales, Herpotrichiellaceae. The transcript is spliced from 3 exons. Bases 1 to 1299 code for a protein of 432 amino acids. The record is from RefSeq and is a predicted model, not a curated record. Gene Ontology annotation, molecular function: molybdenum ion binding; oxidoreductase activity; 2 iron, 2 sulfur cluster binding.